This is a messenger RNA of Oppiella nova, 387 nucleotides long. NCBI's taxonomy places the organism in Eukaryota, Metazoa, Arthropoda, Arachnida, Sarcoptiformes, Oppiidae. The record is from the annotation of a GenBank genome assembly.
UAUCACACAUAUUUACCCGGAUAUUCACUGGAACUCCUCUACAAGACGUUAUGCAAAGAGGGAUCGCGUACUCUACUGCUGCUUAGAGACGGCACCGUUGAGAUCAAUAACAAUAAGUGCGAGAACAGGACGACAACCGACUUCUCGAUAUCACCGGAAAGUGAGAACAACUCCAAUGUGUUUGACAUCAAACAGAGCGGCGAAGACACCGACCAAACAUUGAGCAGUCCGUCGACGUCCAGUCCGGAAGACAUACCAAACAAUGAGACACUUUUGUUGACCGCAAACCCAGCCAAUGAUGAGCAGAUCGAUAACGUGUCUGUGGUUUCUGGUGAUGGCUAUCAGAGUGACAACUGGUCGAUAGCCUCGCACAAGCAUCAGAGGUAA